Lottia gigantea (owl limpet) is the source of this 1152-nucleotide messenger RNA. RefSeq lists its product as hypothetical. Lineage: Eukaryota; Metazoa; Mollusca; Gastropoda; Lottiidae. The transcript has a single exon. The record is from RefSeq and is a predicted model, not a curated record. Bases 1 to 1152 code for a protein of 383 amino acids.
AUGUAUGAAAGACGUCCAACUCGAGGAUCUGGGUCUGAUUCCCAAGUAACAGACUAUAAUAUUGUUAAAACACAGCAAUUAAUUGACGGUCAUGUUGAAAAAUACUGCCAUUUUGCUGGAGUUGUGAAAGACAUUAAUCCCCACAUUGAUAUCACUAAUCGUACUGAUGUACUCAGACUAAUUGAUAUGGGAAAACAACAUGGUCAUAUUAUCUAUCAUAAUGUCAGUGAACGACUUUCUGUGUUUAGUCUCAGUGUGAAUAACAUUAAAAUAAUCCCAGUUCGAAAUGAAGAAUUACCCAUAUUUUUACGUAUUUCUAUGCAGGAAAUAGCUGCCAUUUGUUACAUUAAGGAUGAUGCACAGCAUAUUCUUGCUAUAAAAUAUGGUUCUACUAUUUUAUGUCACCUGGCAGUAUUGUAUGUUGAUAGUAAACAUAUAGCAGAGGAAAUCUGUUCUUUGGUUGACGUGUGUUUUCAGUUGAUUUAUAUGGAGGCUGCUAUUGAUAUUAUAGAUACAUCCAAUCCUGGUGAUAGUUCUCGUAGCAACUCGACAGGGUCAGCUAAUCCUCCAUUCAUCAGUCCAUCAUUUCGUCCUAUUUCUCAAAAUGAUGUGAACCAGAAUCCAAGUAGGCCAUCUUCUAUUCGUCGUCAUGGUCGCCGUGUUCCCAGUGAUCCCAGUACAAGAGGAAGCGAUACUGGCAGUAUAUUUCAAGAAUUGUUGCAUGAUUACAUGGUAAAACUACAUCAGAAACUAAAUUCUGAAGAACUUCGACAAUUUGCAUCUUAUCUUCCACAAUUAACGAAAUCGAAAAAUGAAUUUGAGGAAUUUUGUGAAAAAAUUUAUGACCUGUAUGGACCUAACAGAAUAUAUCUUCUAGCAGAGAUGAGCCCCUUUAUUCCUCAAGAUAAUUACCCACAUUUUGAAGAGUUUUUGAGAAGUAAGGGACUGCCUCUACCAGAUAGUGGUACCAUAUCAAGUGCCCACAGUAAUCCUGCCUUAUCAGCCCCAUUUAGCGACAGUGGGUUAGGUAGUGGCAAUGAAAGUUUAGAACAUAUUAUGCAGAUUAUGUCACAUGUUCAUACUUUAGAUGCAAGUAAUGAUGUGGAUUAUAGUCCAGAUAAAUUCAUGCCUGGACCAGAUUAUAAUAGUUAA